GCACCCACACACCAGACCUGACCUCACACGCCCCCAUAAACAGUUCGACCCGGCGUCUCCUCUGGCUAAGGAAGGGCGCCUCUGCAAGAGAUUGUUGAUAAAUCUACAGUUCUCAGAUUAGUUAACUGAGCCAAGCAGCUGCUGUGGUUUCAGAUUUAGAUGGAUCUAAAUUUAGUGCAUUUUCUCAAAGUGCAGAUGUUUUGUCUUGACAGGUAAAACAAACUAAUACCAAGAUAUUCUGCUCACAGUUUGUGGUUCUACACAAAUCAGAAAACCCAAGAUAAAAAAAAAAAAAAAGAAAAUACUUUCAUGUCUGGAGCAACUUACAGUAAUAUCUUUGAAUUCACAGAUCCUUUGCUUAUGUACAGGUAUUAUCCUUAUUAAAUGCAUUUUGGCAGUUCUGUGCAGCAGACAUUCAGCCUAGGAUUAGACCUGGCAGCUUUUCCAGACAAGAUGACGGGAGACGGAAACACCUGAACCUCUACUGACAUAACACAUUACUCAUAGCUGGUUUCCAUGGUGGCCAUCUCAUUCUCACCUUUUAUGGCUAAAGAAAUACAAAAACACACGUUUGCAAGCCUAAUUUUAAAGUUGCCGGAUGUAACAACUUGUAAAUAUAAAACAUGAAAAUAAUUUCCUGAAAAACAUAUUUAUUUUCAGGACAUUACAAAAUGUCCAACAUUUCAAAAGCAUCUUUAAUUUCAUUAUAUUACACAUAAAAUACCACAGGACCUUUGCAGCGUGACUCUGGGUUCAAACCAGUUUAAUCUUCCUUUGCAUCCACCAUAAUCAACUGCAGCCUGGCAAAAAUUACAUAAAGCCUGCAUGCUCCUGAACGUGAAGGCUCAUCAGCUUACAGGCAGGGAUUUCUAUAACUGGAUUAAUGCUAGAUUUAAAAUCUACAUUUAGGCUGAAGAAGUGAGAAUAAUCAGACAGCCCAUCUGUGGCUCCGGUAUAAAAGGCUCACAGGCUUCUCGGCACAGCAAAAACACGGCAACACAUCUCUGAACUGCAAUCUUCCUGUGGAUCUCCUCUGCACCUCAGGUAAGGAAAUGAUGCCUUCGGGGACCAAUGAGAGGUUUAUAGAAACUCCCAUUGCUAGAGAAACUGAUUUGUCCUACUCUUAAGCCAUAUGCGGAGAUUUCAAAAAGCGAACGACAACCAGGUUUCUUUCUUGGCUUGACUUAGAAUGGACUUCCAGCUCUUUGGGUUGGUGAUGCUUCUCCUGGCCUGUGUGGAGCAGAGCCUGGGCUCUUGUGUGGUGGACAGAUUCACAGUUAAACCAGACUUUGAGCCCCAAAGGUAUGCAGGUAAAUGGUACGCCCUGCAGAAGAAGGACCCUGAGGGUUUGUUCCUGCAGGACAACAUCUCUGCUGAGUACACUGUUGCGGACGACGGUGCCAUGGUGGCCUCCUCCAGAGGCAGAGUCACUCUCUUUGGGUUCUGGGUUGUCUGUGCAGACAUGGCUGCUCAGUACUCAGUACCUGACCCCAACACACCAGGCAAGAUGUUCAUGAACUACCAAGGGUUGGCCAGCUACCUGUCCAGCGGCGGUGACAACUACUGGGUCAUUGACACGGACUACGACAACUACGCCAUCACAUAUGCCUGCCGCACCCUUAAGGAGGACGGAAGCUGCGAGGACGGCUACGCGCUGGUCUUCUCCCGCAACCCUCGCGGCCUUCCCCCAGCCAUCCAGAGAGUCGUCCGGCAGAAGCAGGAGGAAAUCUGCAUGGCCGGACAGUUCCAGCCCGUGCUGCAGUCGGGGGCAUGUUAAAACAGCUUCCAGGCCGAUGGCGGACGAGCGACUGCACUUUGUCAAUCUGGACCGACUAAAAUGCCCAGGAUGAAGACGCA
Gambusia affinis (western mosquitofish) is the source of this 1857-nucleotide messenger RNA. RefSeq names its product purpurin-like. Gene Ontology annotation, molecular function: retinol transmembrane transporter activity; retinoid binding. The coding region runs from base 1190 to 1777 and encodes 195 amino acids. The transcript is spliced from 5 exons. The record is from RefSeq and is a predicted model, not a curated record. NCBI's taxonomy places the organism in Eukaryota, Metazoa, Chordata, Actinopteri, Cyprinodontiformes, Poeciliidae.